UUUUCAUUAGGAGGCGGCCGGCGGCCGAUUUGACCGCCUCAAAUGUUAUUCAGGCCGGCUCAAAUUGGGAAAGAAAAUUAAAAAAAAAAAACAUCGGCAAAUUUACACGACGAUGACGAGAUAUUUAGUAUUCGUUAAUAUACUAACUGUCUGAAACGGAAGUAAGAAACCUUAACCGAUAUAUGUUAACUGCUUUCUCAUUGGUCGUAUCGAUAUAAUUGUCCAAUCGCGGAGCAGGUAACGAGACUGUACGGCUUUGAUUCAAGGUCACAAACUGUGACAAAGUCAACAAUUGGAAUUGUCAAAAAAAAAGAAAAAUAAACGACUUUUUCAUUUGUGUUUCGAGUAAGAACGAUAGUUCGCUGUUGAAGUUAUGUUGUUCCAGUUUUGUUAACGUUUAUCAUUUACCGGCACCUCCGGAUAAAUGCACUUUCCUGCUACACUUACAUUUCGUUUUUUAUUCGAUUUUCGACAGAUUUCGCUGUUGUUUAGUUUCUCCGCGGAAUUUUGAUCCUCCGAGCGGUAAGUGGAUUUAUUUGUUACCACAAUUUACAGGAGGGUGAGUCUUUCAUUAGGAUAAAUGAAACUCUUGAGCCCCAAACUCUCCUGAUUUUUUCAUGAUUAAGGUCGCACUUGGCUGCCUAAAAUACUAAAUAUAUUGAACUGGCACUGCAAUGUUAAGCUAUGUCCCAAUUUGUUUUUGCAAAAAAUGGCCUCAGAUGAGAAAAUUUGUAAAAAUAUCACUGCUGUCUCAAACCAAGUCAUUGCUUGCCAAAAAUGGAAUUAAACUAUAUUGUUAGAUAAUCAUUAAAUCUCAUUUAUAGGCUCUCAAAACAAGGCUACGCAACAGACUUAGCACAACUAUGCUUGAGUCCCUGAUGUAUGUGUGCAUAAAUGGUCCUGAGCCAAACAGUCCUGAAGCCAAGCAGCAUGUCAAGUCAGCAGUCAAGCUGUGGCUAGACAAGAAGGAGAGGCGGAAGAUUCCCCCGAAGCAGCAAAGGGCCUCAGCAUUAGCACCAGUUCUUACACUUGUGAAUGCUGGGGUCCAAACUGAUGUUACUGAGGGGAAUGAUGAGCUGAGAAUGAUUGAGACAGCUGUUGAUAUAGCAAUACAAAAACUUAACCUGGCAUCAAAGGAAUAUGAUCCAAAAUCAGAUAGUGAAUUAUCGGAUGAUGAUUGUUGUGGCGACUAGUCUAGUUGCCACAACAAUCAUCAGAUAGUGAAUUAUCGUAUGAUGAUUGUUGUGGCAACUAGUCUAGUUGCCACAACAAUCAUCAUCCGAUAAUUCGCUAUCUGAAUCAGAUUGUGAAUUAUCGUAUGAUGAUUGUUGUGGCAACUAGUGCCUCUGGCCCCAUGGACCCCUGUCCAGGGUGUGCCCUGAACUCACCGUGGGCCCUAUCGGCACCCAGAUUUUAUUUUCAGGAUUUCAAAUUUGGGACAAUUGACACACUUGAGAGUUGAUGUAACCUGAGGACUUAAUAAUUCACAUUAAUACCCUCUAUUUUAACUGAGGAAAAUCAUGUAAAAUACGUGCCCAAAAUUGCUCAGAAGCCACGAUUUGGCACCUUUAUUACAAAACAUUUACGGGGGGAUGCCCGGACCCCCCUAGCAGGUUGGCCUCCUCAAAUAACUCAAAAGUCUGCUACAAAGAAUCCUAAUGAAA
Molecule: messenger RNA, 1664 nt
Organism: Dreissena polymorpha
Lineage: Eukaryota; Metazoa; Mollusca; Bivalvia; Myida; Dreissenidae
Exons: 2
Coding region: 864-1193 (109 amino acids)
Source: RefSeq, a predicted model, not a curated record